AUGAUAUCCUCGCCCCUCAAGGCCACGAACGAGAUCGACUGGGUCACCCCGCUGAAGGAUUACAUCAGGAACACCUAUGGCGAUGAUCCCGAGCGCUACGCCGAGGAGUGCGCCACCCUCAACCGUCUGCGACAGGACGUGAGGGGCGCCGGCAAGGACAGCACGUCAGGCCGCGACAUGCUCUACAGAUAUUACGGCCAGCUCGAGUUGCUGGAUUUGCGCUUCCCUGUCGAUGAACAACACAUCAAGAUCUCAUUCACAUGGUUCGAUGCCUUCACGCACAAGUCGACAGCGCAAUACUCCCUUGCCUUCGAGAAAGCUUCCAUAAUAUUUAAUAUCUCCGCUGUCCUGUCAUGCCACGCCGCACACCAGACGAGAUCCGAAGAGUCGGGCCUGAAGGCCGCAUAUCACUCGUUCCAAGCUUCCGCUGGCAUGUUUACCUACAUCAACGAGAACUUCCUUCACGCACCAUCCUCCGACCUCAGCCGCGAGACCGUCAAGACCCUUAUCGCCAUUAUGCUGGCUCAGGCACAGGAGGUGUUUCUGGAGAAGCAGGUGGCGGACAAGAAGAAGGUGGCUUUGCUGGCUAAGCUUGCCAGCCAGGCGGCAUACCUCUAUGCGCAGGCAGUUGAAGGUGUCCAGGAUAACUUCAACAGGGCCAUAUUUGAGAAGGUCUGGCUUCUCAUGGUCCAGGUCAAAUCCAACCUCAUGAACUCCAUGUCGCAAUACUACCAGGCGCUUGCCGAUGACGAAGCUGGUCAACAUGGCACAGCUGUUGCGAGGCUCCAACUUGCGGAAACGCAGGGAAAGGAGGCAAACCGUAUCGCUACGAACUUUCCCAACUCGGUCCCCCCCAGUUCCAACCUCGGCGCGGAAACGGGUGGCUUGCUAGUCGAAUUCUCAAAAAGACACUUGUCGACUGUGCAAGAGAAGCUCAAGGAAUUGAGCAAGGACAAUGAUUUCAUCUACCACCAGAAUGUGCCAGCAGAGGCCAGUCUGCCGCCCGUUCCCAAGCUCCCAGCAUCGAAACCGAUUCCCGUAAGCGAGCUUUAUGCCGGUCAAGACAUCCAGCGAAUCACCGGGCCCGAUCUUUUCUCCAAGAUCGUGCCCCUCGCUGUCACGGAAUCGGCCAGCCUUUACGAUGAAGAAAAGGCCAAGCUGAUCAGGGCUGAGUCGGAGAGGGUCGAGAUUGCCAACGGCGAGAUGGCCGCCAGCUUGGAUUAUCUGAGAUUACCUGGCGCACUUCAGGUGCUCAAGGGAGGGUUUGAUCAAGAAAUCCUGCCGGACGACGAAUUCAGGACAUGGUGCGAAGACGUUGCUGGACAUGAAGAUCCGACAUCCAUCUUUGAGACUCUCCGGACUGAAAAGGAGUACAUCGUAAACACACUGGAUAAGAACACGAAACAGUUGGACAUGGAGGAGAGCGUGUGUGAGAAGAUGCGAUCGAAAUACGAAAACGAGUGGACACAACAGCCGAGCUCGAGAUUAACCACUACUCUGCGAAGCGAUAUCAGGAACUAUCGAGAAGCGUUGGAAGAAGCAGCACGGAGCGACAACCAAUUGGCAGCUAAGCUGAGACAAAACGAGGCCGACUUCGAGGAAAUGAGAGCGGCUGCAGCACAUGGAAACAUUGACGCCCUAUUCCAGCGUGCAGUAAGCAAGGUACGCGGGAAGAUGAGCAAUGCCGCGAGCCCUGCAGGCAACGAGAACCUCCUGGAUAUGGACUUUGACGAAGGAGGCCCGAGUGUCGUUGAUCAGAUCUACAAAGUGGAAGAGAUCAUGAAGAAGCUGAAUCUGAUCAAGAGGGAGCGCAAUCAGGUGUUGAAGGACCUCAAGGAAAAGGCAAGUCUUACGCUGAGCAUUCUCAUUUUGAACAAAAAGUCGAUUUCGAACUACGAAUCCCAGCUUUUCCAGUCGGAAUUGGAGAAGUUCCGGCCUUACCAGAACCGACUGCUUCAGGCCAACCACAAGCAGUCAGCGCUGAUGAAGGAGCUUACGACUAGUUUCAACGCGCUGUUGCAAGACAAGCGCGUAAGAUCAGAGCAGAGCAAGUACGAAACAGUACAGCGACAAAGGACUGCAGUUAUGAAUAAGUACAAGCGGGCGUAUCAGGAAUUUCUCGACCUGGAAGCUGGUCUGCAAGGCGCCAAGACGUGGUACUCCGAGAUGAGGGAGACUGUGCAGAGUCUCGAGAAAAAUGUAGAGACGUUUGUCAACAACAGGCGUUCUGAGGGCGCUCAAUUGCUCAACAGCAUCGAGCAAGAGCGGUCCACGCGCAAGGACUCUCAUGCAGAACUGGAACGUGAACGUCUCCGGGGAUUGAUGGAACGUAUGUCUAUGGAACCGUCAGCAACCUCCCCCAACCCUACUUCGAAUCGUCCCACGCCGUCGCCCCUGAAUUUCACCAACUCCUCGACGCCGCGGUAUCCUCAAACCAACUUUCAGGGGCAGUACCAAGUACCACAAUCCCCUCCGGCCAACCAGCCGCAGCCGUACCCCGGUUUUGCCGCUCCUUCGACCACACAGUCGUACACGCCUCAACCAGCCAAUACCUACGGACAGCCAGCGUAUAACCCAAGCCAGUAUGGACGCACGCCAGGUCCGACAUCGCCGCCGCCUCAUCAAUCCACCUUUGGACCGACUGUCCUCCGCGGCCCUGUCUCUCCGCCUCCCACGCAAACGUCGUUCAAUCAGGGUCAACCUUACGGCGGAUUCCCAGGUCAGCAGCAGCAAAUGCCUGCUGGUUUCGUACCACCGCCUCCCCCUCCCGGACCGCCGCCAUUGGGUCCUCAGCAAACAUUCUACGGCCAGCAGGACUACCAGCAACAAAACCAGCACAGCGCGUACCCGCCAAGCGCGCACCCACGUUCAGCUCAGCCGCAGCAAAACAACGAUCCGUGGGCUGGGUUGAAUAAUUGGAAAUGA
This is a messenger RNA of Colletotrichum karsti, 2925 nucleotides long. RefSeq lists its product as uncharacterized. The record is from RefSeq and is a predicted model, not a curated record. Bases 1 to 2925 code for a protein of 974 amino acids. Lineage: Eukaryota; Fungi; Ascomycota; Sordariomycetes; Glomerellales; Glomerellaceae. Gene Ontology annotation, molecular function: protein binding. Gene Ontology annotation, biological process: protein transport to vacuole involved in ubiquitin-dependent protein catabolic process via the multivesicular body sorting pathway. Gene Ontology annotation, cellular component: endosome. The transcript is spliced from 4 exons.